Molecule: messenger RNA, 486 nt
Organism: Rhizoctonia solani
Lineage: Eukaryota; Fungi; Basidiomycota; Agaricomycetes; Cantharellales; Ceratobasidiaceae
Exons: 2
Coding region: 1-486 (161 amino acids)
Source: RefSeq, a predicted model, not a curated record
AUGAAUGUAGACGUCGGAGAUGCAAGUGUGACGGAGAGCAACCAAUAUGUGGUACCUGCACAUCUUCCGGUCAUGAGGUACUGUAUCCUAUGGCCGUUCAUCCAGAAAGCUGACAGCUUCCAGUGCUCAUGGAACCCAGAUACUGAAGCAUCUCGUCCAUUCACAAAGCAGUAUAUUGAGAGCUUGAGAGUUAAAAUUCAGCUACUCGAGUCUCAGAUGGCUCAGCUUCGAACCGACUCCUUGGCACCGCCCACCGCACUCCCUUCAAGAGCACCUUCUCCGUCACUGAUACCAUUUCAUCAAGAGACUCUCGACAGGCCCCCGAAUCUAUCACUACUUCCCAGUAACUCAUUCCACAACAUACCAAGGCCGCUAUCUGAUUCCACCCCAGAUGUGCGUAGUCUGUGUAGUAAUCGGUCGUCCUUGAUCACUCAAGCGAAUAGUUACACUUCAGCAGGAAUCAGUACCUCGUAUAACAUCAUUUAA